Messenger RNA from Microthlaspi erraticum, 921 nucleotides. Lineage: Eukaryota; Viridiplantae; Streptophyta; Magnoliopsida; Brassicales; Brassicaceae. The record is from the annotation of a GenBank genome assembly.
AUGGCGAAAGAUAAAGAAAAACAAAACACAGAAAACCCUUCAUCGUUAUCAUGUUUAAAGAACAUCUCAUUUCCAUUCAACACCACUUUCUUGAUCGCAAACGCGAUUUUCCUCGUCACGUCCGCUUUCUGGUUCGUCACCGUCUCGACAUUACAUUACAGGACCGAUGAAUGUAACCGUUUGGUGACAACUCCCGGAAUCUUCGUGAGCUUCUCAUUGCUGGUAAUGACUCUCACCGGAUUCUACGCCGCUUACUUCAAAUCCGAUUGUCUCUUCCGAAUCCACUUCUUCAUCUUCUUCUUGUGGAUGUUCGUGGUCGUGGCUAAAGCCGUUUUCGUUUACUGUCUCGAACAAGAGACCAACCCUAGGUUGUUCCCUGGGACGAAGAUCAAUGAGUAUAGGUUCGACGACUACUCGGGGUGGGUUCGUAGAUUGGUCAUCAAAGACGAUGAAUGGUAUCGUACUAGAAGAUGUCUUGUUAAGGACAAUGUUUGUAACAACCUAUUCUCUAACCAGAACAUGUCGGCUGCUGAGUUUUAUCAGAUGAAUCUAACUCCUAUACAGAUCUUCGUUUUCCCGGUUAAAUUUUGGGGGGACUUCUGUCGAAGACUCUGCGGUAACAUGUCAGGAAGAAAAGAAACAGUGUUAGAUUUGGCCAAGUUUGUGGAUAAGGGUGUGCAAGUUAAGCUCACCGGUGGCAGACAAGUCACUGGAACUCUCAAGGGCUAUGAUCAGUUGCUAAAUCUUGUUCUUGAUGAAGCAGUAGAGUUUGUUCGAGAUCAUGAUGAUCCUUUGAAGACCACCGACCAGACGAGACGCCUCGGCUUAAUUGUUUGUCGUGGAACAGCGGUGAUGCUCGUCUCACCAACUGAUGGCACUGAAGAAAUCGCUAACCCUUUUGUUCAGUCAGAAGCUGUCUAA